Molecule: messenger RNA, 1115 nt
Organism: Bacillus rossius redtenbacheri
Lineage: Eukaryota; Metazoa; Arthropoda; Insecta; Phasmatodea; Bacillidae
Product: cuticle protein 6.4-like
Exons: 2
Coding region: 55-321 (88 amino acids)
Biological process (GO): chorion-containing eggshell formation; multicellular organism development
Cellular component (GO): egg chorion
Molecular function (GO): structural constituent of egg chorion
Source: RefSeq, a predicted model, not a curated record
CGCUCUCCGAGUCCUCCGAGUCCUCCGAGCGCCAGACAUCUCCCUCUCGCCGCCAUGAAGGUCCUGGCUUGUGUUGUCCUCGCCGUGCUGGUGGCUCUGGCCUCGGCCGAGGAGGCCCAGAAGGACAAGAGGUACGUGUCCGGUCUGGGCUACGGCGCCAUCCCCGCAGUCGGCUACACCGGCUACGGCUACUCCGGCCUGGGCUACGCCGGCGUCCCCGCCGCCGGCUACGCUGGUCUGGGCUACUCCGCCGCUGCCUACCCCGGCUACGGCUACUCCGGCCUGGGCUACGGCUACCCCUACGGCUACUCCACCUACUGAGCCACGCCUCGCCGCUCUGACGACCUCCCCCCUCACCCCCUCAUCCACCGGCUCGAUACCACGGGAUCCCGGACUUGCAAUGUACCGAGGAAACAUUCUAAAUUUACUGCACUGUGAUAAAUAAAUCCAUUUCCCAUCCAACAUUAAUUAUUAUUAUUUUUUCUGCACCUAAGCCUCUAACUCAGAUUUGUACCUUAAUUUAGUCUCCUUAUCAUAAUUGGUGUAUUCACUUGGCAAUAUUGCUAAACUGAAAAUAAAGGUAAUAUUUUUAUUACCAAAUAAAAAAAAGUGGAUACUAUGAAACCAAAGAUAAAAAAAACAAUUUUGCUAUAGUUUAAUUUACAUGAGAUAACACAUAAAAGAUAAAAUAUGAAGAUAAAAAUUAACCUACUUAAUUAAAAUCUUACAAGGAAACACAAAUAAUUUUAUAACUGUCUCUUUCACAAAUCAAAGUUUAGCAUAUAAUAGCAAAAAGGUUUUUGAAUGUUUGUCUUAAUAAUAUUCCGUUUAUGCCGGAUACAACAUUCUUAAAUGAUAAUAAUGUUGUCGGUGAAAAUACAAAUAUUACUUUAAGUAAAGAAAAAUAAAAAACACAUAUUUUAGCGUAUCCCAAAGAGACUCUAUGAAGAAUAUAAAAAAUAUGGUUUUUCUACAUGAGCGCACCAAAAUAUUAUUUCCUACUAGCGGUGGUCGGCCAUGUGUAACACUGAAGACUUAUUUUCAGGGAUAGUUUUAAGUAAAUGAUUUCCUGGUAUAAAAUCUCCAGUGAAGAAAAAUAAAUCACAGCUUUUACU